AUGAAGAUUUUGCGACUAUUAUUUGUCGCAUUUCUUGCCAUUCUCGCGUUAGUGUCUUCACUGGAAAUUUCUCAAAACACAAUAGACAGAGGUUUUGUUCAGAUAAAUACUGGAGAUUAUACGAUUGAUAAUGGUAUAACAUGGUCCAUUAUCGAUGUCACCAGUGUAACAUUGACGGAUGGUUUGACCGUCGGAACUGGGGCUCUGUUCUAUGUAUCCACCUCUGCUUCUCUCUUGGGAUUGUCUGUAAGCAUCGCUCUUAAUCCGAUACUUGGACCCGCAAACGAUGUGAUAGUGAAUAACGGUCUAAUUUCGUUGAAUGGGGCUUCUUCGCUUCUCACAUCAUCUUUCCAAUUUGGAGGUGCAUCAUUUACCAACACGGGCCAGGUUUAUAUGGGUGUCUCUGGUGGGAGUUUAAUUGGCUCCACCAUGUCUAUAUCAACCAAUACCAUCCAAAAUACGGGUUUAAUUGUAUACUACCAGGCUCAACCAGGUUCGGCUAAUAUUAACAUCGGAGCCUCAGGACUGGCUGUCACCAACAACGGUCAAAUUUGUCUUUACAAUGCCCACUACUCUCAGAAUGCAAACAUUCUAGGCACUGGCUGCAUCACCCUUGAUGCUGAUUCUGAACUCGAUGUCAAAGUUGGGUCAAGUUCAUUUGCUAGUACGCAAAUUAUCUACAUGACACCUCAAUCUACCAUUGGAAUCCCUACUUUUGCAUCUGGGAGUAUCACCAUUAACGGUUUUGGUGGAGGGAACACUAUUACUAUCAACAUUCCCCUUGCCUUGUAUUCUCAGUCGUACUCACAAACUACAGGUACUUUAACAAUUAGAAAUAUAUUAACCUCCGCUUCAAUUCAACUUGUUAUAGGUUCUGGUUACAUUUCUAACUCGUUUACUUUCAGUGCUGGACUUCUUGGUUUGUCGGUCACCUACAGUGGCAAUCCUCCCAAUCCCAUUUCCAGUCUUUGUGCUACGGGUUGUGGAGUUUUACCUGUAGCUCCAGGUGAUGAGCCAACGGAAUACACCACAGUCGUUACAACAACGAAUAGUAAUGCUCAAACAACUACCGGCACAUAUGACGUGCUCAUCUCCAACACUGUAAUUGGAACUAGCAUCAGCUGGUAUACUAGUUCCUCUUUGAUU
Molecule: messenger RNA, 1146 nt
Organism: Scheffersomyces stipitis CBS 6054
Lineage: Eukaryota; Fungi; Ascomycota; Pichiomycetes; Serinales; Debaryomycetaceae
Gene: HYR5.5
Product: hyphally regulated cell wall protein
Exons: 1
Source: RefSeq, a predicted model, not a curated record